This is a messenger RNA of Chionomys nivalis (European snow vole), 3326 nucleotides long. RefSeq names its product kininogen 1 (gene Kng1). Gene Ontology annotation, cellular component: blood microparticle; extracellular region. The record is from RefSeq and is a predicted model, not a curated record. Gene Ontology annotation, molecular function: cysteine-type endopeptidase inhibitor activity. Gene Ontology annotation, biological process: negative regulation of endopeptidase activity; positive regulation of cytosolic calcium ion concentration; negative regulation of blood coagulation. Lineage: Eukaryota; Metazoa; Chordata; Mammalia; Rodentia; Cricetidae. The transcript is spliced from 10 exons. The coding region runs from base 190 to 2127 and encodes 645 amino acids.
CUGAGUCUUAUUUGUUCUCUGGGAAGAGGGCAAACAGCUUGUGACAGCAGGAAUCCAAAUAGAGUCCCAGUGGUCAGGCAGGGAGAAAGGAGGACUGGACAGAACAGAGAGGCUGCUAAGAGCAGCUGCUGAGUUGGCUUCCAGUUCUUGUCAAAACGACCCCUCCGAUUCUAGAGGGAAACUCGAAUCAUGAAGCUAAUUACUAUACUGUUCCUCUGCUCCAGGCUGCUCCCAAGUUUAGCACAGGAAGAAACCACCCAGGAAAUCGACUGCAAUGAUGAGGAUGUGUUUCAGGCUGUGGACGCUGCUCUGAAGAAAUACAAUGCUGGGAACAAAACUGGCAAUCAGUUUGUGUUGUACCGAGUGACAGAGGGCACUAAAAUGGUGGGUUCUGACACAUUCUACUCCUUCAAGUAUGAGAUCAAGGAGGGCAACUGCCCUGUUCAGAGUGGCCUCACCUGGCAGGACUGUGACUACAGGGACGCCGAGGAAGCCGCCACUGGAGAAUGUACAGCAACAGUGGGGAAGAGGGGAGCUAAGAAAUUCUCCGUAGCUACCCAGACUUGCAAUAUUACUCCAGGUAAUGGACCCGUAUUGACAGCCCAGUACACCUGUUUGGGCUGUGUACACCCCAUACCGCCUGAUAGCCCUGAACUGGAGCCUGUACUGAAACACGCAGUUGAGCAUUUCAACAACCACACCAAGCACUCCCACCUCUUUGCUCUUGAAGAAGUAAAAGCAGCCCAGAGACAGGUGGUGGGUGGAAUGAAUUUUGAAAUCACCUACUCAAUUGUGCAAACUAAUUGUUCAAAGGAGCAGUUUCAGUUCCUGUCGCCAGAGUGCAAAUCCCUUGCGGAUGGAGAUUUUGGGGAGUGUAGAGAUAACGCCUUUGUGGAUAUCAAACAAAACGUUGCUGACUUCUCCCAGGACUGCAACAUCUAUCCAGGAGAGGAUUUGACACAACCACUUCCCGAGGGCUGCUUUGGAUGCCCCAAGAGCAUACCUGUAGAUAGCCCAGUGUUGACAGAGCCUCUCGGUCAUGCCAUCAAAAAGCUUAACACAGAGAAUAACCAUUCUUUCUAUUUCAAGAUCGACACAGUGAAGAAAGCGACAUCCCAGGUGGUAGGUGGAAUGAGGUAUUUUAUUGACUUCAUAGCCAGAGAAACCAAAUGUUCGAAGGAGAGUAACACAGAACUGAAAGAAGAUUGUGAGGUCAAGUCCUCUGGUCAAAGUCUCAGCUGCAGUGCUAACGUGUACAUGAGACCUUGGGAGAACAAAGUCGAACCGACUGUCAAGUGCCAAGUAUUAGAAAUGAUGAUGAGGAGACCUCCAGGCUUUUCACCUUUCCGGUCAGUCCAAGUCCAAGAAGCAAAAGAAGGAACAACUGUAAGUCCACCCUACACUGCCAUGGUGCAAGAAGAGCAGGAUGCAGAACAUGAGCGAAGACCCGCUGAGGGGCAUGAAAAACAGAAAAAGCAUAAGAUUGACCACGGUCAUAAGCAUGGGCAUGACCAAGGCCAUUGGCCCCCAAAGACACAUGGCCUUGGCCAUGGACAUCAGAAGCAACAUGGCCUUGGCCAUGGACAUCAGAAGCAACAUGGCCUUGGCCAUGGACAUCAGCUUAAAUUGGAUUAUCUUAAACCCCAAAGGGAAGACAGUUUUGACCAUGAACAUAAAGAGGAACAUGUUCAUAAGCAUGGUCAUGGCCAUAAUAAACACAAAAAUCAUAACAGAAACAGUGGCAAGCACACUGAGGAGAGAGCAGAGCCUAUGGCAGGCGCUUCUGUAGACAGCUCUACAUCCUCCACACAGACACAGAGGAGGACCACCCCUAGCCCUCCCCUAGCUCAGCCCAGUGUCGUGGUUACCCCUUCUGACUUUCAGAAUUCAGAUUUAAUUGAUGGUGAGGUGGGUACCACACCACCAUAUGCCAUGGAGACCUAUGAUGAUUUGAUCCCUGAAAUCCAUGUGCAACCAGAUAGCCUUUCAUUUAAGCUGAUAUCUGACUUUCCAGAAGCAAUGUCUCCCAAAUGUCCUGGACGCCCAUGGAAGCCAGUUAGUAGAAAGGAUCCAACCACAGAAAUGGGAGAAUUUUCUGAUUUUGAUCUCGUUGAUGCUCUUUCUUAACUUAUACAGCCUGCUAGCUCAGAGAGAAAGCGUCCCGCUGACCUUCCUCUUCCGCUGUUGUCCCAGAAGCCACUCCUUGUCUCAAAUAAGUCAUCUCCAACUCAAUGUCUGUCUCCUCUGUUACUUCUGAGUCUCUCUGUCUAUCCUCCUGACUUCCUCUUACUUUCUACAUUUUUUUCCUAAUAAUUUAUGUUCACUUUCUGUCAGCUGUUUGCUUGCUCUGCCUCUUGAUAUAUGGCUGAUUAUAUUCAAUCCUGUUUAUGAUACUCAGGCAGAAAGCUCUCAUAUUAAAGGUGUGUGCUAGGGAUGAGCCACACCAAAACUAGAAACAGUUUUUUUUUUCAGUAAAUAAUAAAAUCUCGGGGUUCACAGUUUGUCAAAUACCCUAUUGGUGAGUCCACCAGGCUCCAUUAGACAAUUCCAUACCUAUGGACACUAAGACAUUCUAGUAGUCACUAAACAAACAAACAAGAUAAAUAGACCUGUAGGGAGGAGGGGGGCAAUAACAGCUAUGGGAAGGAGAAAACAGAGUGAGGAUAAGAAUAAUCAGAACUCGCCAAGUGGUGGGGGCACAUACAUUAAUGCCAGCACUAGGGAGGCAGAGGCAGGCAGAUCUCUGUGAGUUCAAGGCCAGCCUGAUCUGAGGACAGAGUUCCAGGAUAGGCUCUAAAAGCUACACUCACUGACUGCUCUUCCAGAGGUCCUGAGCUCAAUUACUAGCAACCACAUAGUGACUCAUGAUGGUAAAAAUAUCUGGUGCCCUCCUCUGACAUAAGUCAUACAUGCAGAAACAGCACUCAUAUACAUUGAAUAAAUAAAUCUUUAAAAGAAAGAAUCCCCGAAAUGUAAAAUACAGGAAGGGAUUCCCACACCAUGGAACAAAUGGUAUCAAGGGAUUCCCAUACUGCAGAGCUGCUGUAAACCUUGGAUUUAGAAAAAGCAAAAUAUCUACAGGCAGGAAUAAAGUCAAGAGUAGGAAGGGAAAGUAAAGAUACAAUUUCACAACCACGCCAUGCUGUGAAUGCAUGCAUUGCUGCUGCUGGUGUUUACUGGAAGCAUUGCGCUCUGAGUGUGUCUUUCAUUUCAAUAUUGUCUACAUUUUAAAAUAAAGAACCAGUGACACCAGGAAACAUUCUCACCUUGUCAAGCAGUUCAUCAUUUUGCAAAUAUCGAGCAUGAACAUCAAAUUAACAGAGUUU